AUCGAAACCACGGCGAUUUCGUCUUCAAACGAACACGUAGUCGACAAAUCGCUUCAUCACCGAUCUCUUCGCUUUGAGAUGCGAUGUUUUCCCGCCGCUCCGGCUGUCAUCAGCCCGACUUGUGGAGCGGAAGAAUUCCCGGUUAAAGAGACCCGCAACUACAUUCAAGAGUUCAUCCUCCACUGCACCCUCGACUGAUUUCACUUCAGCAGCAAUACGGCCGUUCUGAGCCCCACAAACAUGCUUGGCUUCUGGUCUACCGUGCCGGCGGUUAAACAGGGCAGCUAUUCCGUCAUGCGGGCAAUGACCCUCCACAUAAGUAUGCGCGAGGCCUACGUGUAGAAGAACAUACGCGAUAGCUCUUCAUUGACACACAUACUAAAUCGCUGAAUCGUUGCGACCAUGGCCGACAAAGAACCCAUCGUGACACACGUCUACACCGCCGACCCCUCGGCACAUGUCUUCAACGGGAAGCUUUACAUUUACCCCUCGCAUGACCGCGAGACAGAUAUCAAGGACAACGACAAUGGCGACCAAUACGACAUGGCCGACUAUCACGUCUUCAGCAUGGAUACCGUCGGCGGACCUGUAACAGACCACGGCGUAGUGCUCAAGCAAGAAGACGUCCCCUGGGUCUCGAAACAACUUUGGGCGCCCGAUGCAGCAACCAAGAACGGGAAAUACUACCUCUAUUUCCCUGCGCGAGACAAGGAGGGUAUCUUCCGCGUCGGCGUAGCAAUCGGCGACAAGCCCGAAGGUCCUUUCACACCAGAACCCGACUACAUCAAAGACAGCUUCAGCAUUGACCCCGCAACCUUCGUCGACGACGACGGCUCAGCAUACCUCUUCUUCGGCGGCAUCUGGGGCGGACAAUUGCAAUGCUGGGCCACAGGCAAAUUUGACAAGUCAGGCGAGGAACCAACGACCGGCGACGCGCUUCACGCCAAGGUCGGCAAGCUUACAGAAGACAUGACACAAUUCGCCUCUCCGGUCACCGACGUCCUGAUCCUCGACCCUGACACACAAAAGCCCAUUCAGGCCGCCGACCAUGACAGGCGGUUCUUCGAGGCCGCCUGGCUGCACAAGUACAACGGUAAGUACUACUUCAGCUACAGCACGGGUGACACGCAUUUCCUUUGCUAUGCGAUUGGCGACAGUCCCGUCGGUCCAUUCACGUAUGCGGGCAGGAUUCUGGAGCCGGUGAUCGGAUGGACGACGCAUCACAGUAUCGCGGAGUUCAAGGGGAAGUGGUAUCUGUUCUACCACGACUCUACGCUUAGUGGGGGCAGGAACCACUUGAGAUGUGUGAAAAUUAGAGAAAUUGUGUACGAUGAGCAAGGCAGGAUUGGACUGGCGGAGCCGCAGCCGAAGGUCUCAGAUGAGGACGCACCGCCGGCGAAGCUUGAGGCGUGA
This is a messenger RNA of Macroventuria anomochaeta, 1413 nucleotides long. Its product is annotated as glycoside hydrolase family 43 protein. Gene Ontology annotation, molecular function: hydrolase activity, hydrolyzing O-glycosyl compounds. NCBI's taxonomy places the organism in Eukaryota, Fungi, Ascomycota, Dothideomycetes, Pleosporales, Didymellaceae. Gene Ontology annotation, biological process: carbohydrate metabolic process. The transcript has a single exon. The coding region runs from base 403 to 1413 and encodes 336 amino acids. The record is from RefSeq and is a predicted model, not a curated record.